GGGACACACGAGCAGUUACUACAUCUGCUUCUUCCUGUUUGACUCCAUGAGCCAAUUGUAGAGUAGCUACCGCGCCUGUGCCAGUCUGCCAGUGACAUUUAUGUGUGCUAUCAACAAUCUCCAGCUAGAACACAAUGCAGAUACCUGAAACUAGUUCAGUUCACCAGAAUGAAUGGCAAAGAGAUGUUUUUGUGCUGAGCUCUGGCACCUGCUUACCUCAACAGAAGGCAGAAGUGUAUCGUGCACAUCUUGCCCAGAUUCAGUAUGCAUGGGCUAAUUCUGAGAUCUCCGAGGCAUCGGCAGUCCACCUGUUCAAGAAGUAUGCUGAGAAGUACUCAGCAAUUCUUGACUCUGACAAGUUGGAAAUUGGCCUGAAUAACUAUGCAGACAGCAUUUUGACUAUGGCAAAAUGUCAGAGAAAUGAAAGUGACAAGUGGCAGUCUUCCUUGACAACUAAUAAUGUUUUAAAAUUAAAGAGUGUGCAAGAGAUGGCUGAGGCAGGCAGAAGAGCCCAGUUGUCUCUGUUGAAUUCAACAGAUGCCUCAGUUAGAGUUGGGAAUGAAAUCGGUACAUCUGGAUAUUCCACUGUUCUUGCUAAUAAUGUCCUUAGAAACCCAUCACAUGCAGUUCCUCAUGCUGCUUCUUCAGAUUGUCAAAUACCAGAGGGGAGCUCAAACUUUCUGCAAAACUCCAAGGUUUCAGCAUUUACUAAAGCAAAUACUUCUUCAAACACUUUGAUUAACAACAGUAUUCCUAUUACUACUUCCUUGAUGCAACGCAAUGAAGUCAAAGCUCCCACGACGUUCUCUACUCAGUCUGGCCCAAAUGUGUUUUCAUCUACUACCUCUGUAUAUUCAGGGAAAAGGAAAGCAUGUUAUACCUUAGGUGAUGAGAGCACUGAUAUUCAACCUAAGCCUUUAGUUCAAAGGCAGCUUGCUAGCAAAGAAGCUACAGGUGACAGUGACUUUAAAACCGCAAAAGAGCAGUUGUGGGUUGAUCAGCAGAAGAAACACAGUAAUCAGCCUCAGCGUAAUCCUGGUCCUUUGUAUGGUGGUGGCAAAAAGUCACUGGGAGCUGCACGUUCUCGUGGUCUUCAUGGAAAAUUUAUUCCUCCACUUCCUAGGCAGGAGGAUGUUGAGGAUAGCAACAGGAAAGUAUAUGGCCAGGGCAACAGUGAGAUGAAUUCAACUUCUGAUGAACAUUUAAAAAACAUAGAACCAAAGAUGAUUGAACUGAUAAUGAGUGAGAUAAUGGAUCAUGGGCCUCCUCUGAACUGGGAUGAUAUUGCCGGGCUUGAGUUUGCUAAAACAACCAUCAAAGAAAUAGUGGUGUGGCCAAUGCUUAGGCCAGAUAUUUUUACUGGCUUGCGAGGACCCCCAAAAGGAAUUCUUCUUUUUGGUCCACCAGGAACAGGAAAAACUCUGAUAGGCAAGUGUAUUGCUUGUCAGUCGGGUGCCACAUUUUUCAGCAUAAGUGCAUCAUCAUUGACUUCCAAAUGGGUUGGAGAAGGUGAAAAAAUGGUUCGAGCCCUCUUUACAGUGGCAAGGUGUCACCAGCCAGCUGUGAUAUUCAUUGAUGAAAUAGAUUCUCUGUUAUCCCAGCGUGGUGAAGGGGAGCAUGAAUCGUCAAGGAGGAUUAAAACAGAGUUUUUAGUUCAACUUGAUGGUGCUACGACAUCUUCAGAAGAUCGCAUACUGGUUGUUGGUGCUACUAACCGCCCCCAAGAAAUUGAUGAGGCAGCUCGUAGAAGACUUGUUAAAAGACUCUAUAUUCCUCUUCCUGAAGCGUCUGCAAGGAAGCAAAUUGUUGUCAGUCUAAUGUCAAAAGAGCAUUGUAGUCUCACAGAACAAGAGGUAGAGGCCAUCGUUUUGCAGGCUGAUGGUUUCUCAGGUGCAGAUAUGACUCAGCUUUGCCGGGAAGCUGCACUUGGUCCUAUACGCAGUAUACAGCUAAUGGAUAUUUCAACCAUAACAGCCGAACAAGUCCGCCCUAUUGCUUAUAUUGAUUUCCAAAGUGCUUUUCUGGUAGUGCGGCCUAGUGUUUCACAAAAAGACUUGGAAUUAUACGAGAACUGGAACAAAACAUUUGGUUGCGGCAGGUGACGUGCUGCUGUUCCUUUUAGAAUUAUUUUGUCAUAAAAUAAAUGUGAGAUUAGCUGAUUUCAACAGCAUGUCCCUGCAAAUACCCGUAUAUGUGUUCAUUUACCCACAUAGAUUUUUCCCAGCUUAUUAAAAUUAAUCAUACCAAGGUCUACAGGUCUGCUCUACAUGCCCUGAGAUACGGUAUCACUUUUACAUGAAUAAAUAGGUCUGAAGUUGA
Molecule: messenger RNA, 2319 nt
Organism: Xenopus laevis (African clawed frog)
Lineage: Eukaryota; Metazoa; Chordata; Amphibia; Anura; Pipidae
Gene: fignl1.L
Product: fidgetin-like 1 L homeolog
Cellular component (GO): chromosome; cytoplasm; nucleus
Molecular function (GO): ATP hydrolysis activity; ATP binding; microtubule severing ATPase activity
Source: RefSeq, marked provisional